CAUAGCAAGUGUUUGACUCCAGUUAAACAGAAUUAAAACUCAAAAUGGUCUUAUAAAUAAACCAAAAAUGCGUUAUUUUCUGCUAGGCUUCUUAAUUUUCAAGUUACAAACAACAGUGGCUCAAUAUCCAUCUCACACAGAUUUACAAAAAGUCGGUGAGGUUAUAUUUAACAAUGAAAAAUUUAACGUUUUGAAACCAACCGUACACGUGAUCACAGAUUAUUUCAAGGACUUCAUGUUAAGACGAGAAAACGACAAGUUUCCAACAAAAAGGGUAUUCAUAGACCACAAUGGAUUCAGACACGCUUGGUCAGGUUUUGGCAACAAAGUCCAAAGUUUACGAAAGACAGACUUGAAAAAUGUUGUUUUAAAUUCCCAAAAUUUCACGGAUAAUUUAAGUACUAAGAAAGCACCAAUUAAUGAUAAUACUACCGUAGUAGCUAAAACUACUACCGAAGUAGCUAAAACUACUACCGAAGUAGCUAAAACUACUACCAAAGUAGCUAAAACUACUACCGAAGCAGCUAAAACUACUACCGAAGUAGCUAAAACUACUACCAAAAUAGCUGGAUCUACUACCGAAGUAGCUAAAACUACUACCGAAGUAGCUAAAACUACUACCAAAAUAGCUGAAUCUACUACCGAAGUAGCUAAAACUACUACCAAAAUAGCUGAAUCUACUACCGAAGUAGCUGAAACUACUACCGCAGUAACUAAAACUACUACCGAAGUAGCUGAAACUACUACCGAAGUGGCAAGUACUAAGAUACCUGUGGCUACUACUGAAGCGGUUAAAGCGAAUACUGAAUCGACUGACAACACAACUGACGCUGAUACGCCAACAACUGAAGUAAUUGAAUCUGCAGUUAUAAAUAGUGACAAUAUAACUAGUAAAGAAACCCUCAAGGAGGUACAUGACGAAGACAAUACCACAGAAAGUGCUACUCAAGUACCGAAUAGUGCAGAAACUACAACAUUUAAGUUUUUAUUCAAAGCGUCGAUAGAAAAUAACAAUAACACCACAGUGACCAAAAAUCAGUCAGUACAAGUUAAGCCUCUCAAAGGUGAAAUUAAAGAAAGGACCGUAGCUAAGACAACUUUCUUUUGUCCUUUCUUGGGCAUUAUAUCUAUGUCUGCAUUUAUCGACUGAGAAAAUCAUUGAUUAAUGAUCUUGAGAAUUAUUUUUAUAAUAAAGAUUUUAGUAGUAUACAUAAUAUUAACACUUAUGAAUGUAAGUAUAUCUUAAGUAUAGGAUACCCCAGCCCAGGUAACCCAAUUUUAUUAAGGAAAUAAUAAUGGUUUCGAAAAAGAAAUUGUUCUCCAGCGAUCUGUGGCCAACUAUAAAAAUGGAUCUUAGAAAACUGAACUUCCGAAUAGAAUAUUGAACCUCCGACAAAAUUACAAUAGAAGCUUAAGGUUAGGUUGGACAAAGCAUAGUUUUCAUCAUGUUUGUUCAUUACUUAAGAACAUUCUUAGUUUUCGCGCUGCAUUUUAAUGACUGACAAUAUUUACCUGGUGCCCAGAGGAACCUGUGAAUUUGUCAUAAUAUAUGCACUGCAACACUACCUCGACGUAAUGCCAUUAAGUCAAAUAGUAAUAGUGCAUUAAUGCCUCGUUUACCAUUAGGUAGACCCAUCCUU
Molecule: messenger RNA, 1640 nt
Organism: Spodoptera litura
Lineage: Eukaryota; Metazoa; Arthropoda; Insecta; Lepidoptera; Noctuidae
Source: RefSeq, a predicted model, not a curated record